CUAACUAUGGCAGCGACCAUUGGAACACUGGUGGCUUACGACCACAGCUCGCAAAGUUGGGAGGAAUAUAUAGAAAUCAUACAGCAUUUCUUUGCGGCAAACGGCAUUAAUGAUGCAAACAAACAGAAGUCUGUUCUCAUUAGCGCGGUAGGCGCUGAAACAUACAGCCUGAUGCGAAAUUUAGUAAGCCCAGAUAAACCGGGAGACCGCUCAUUCGAUGAGCUGGUAAAGUUGAUGAAAGACCAUUAUAACCCACGACCCAGCGAGAUUGUGCAGCGUUUCCGAUUCAACUCCCGUGUGAGGCAACCAGAUGAGUCUGUGUCCGAGUUUGUUGCUCAACUUAGGAAGCUGGCACAGGACUGUAAUUAUGGGGUGUCAUUGUCACAAAUGCUGCGGGACCGACUAGUGUGUGGGAUAAACGAUGAACACAUACAAAGACGUUUACUUUCCGAAUCCGGCCUCACGUUUGAAAGUGCAUUAAAAUCCGCCCUAGCCCUGGAAUCUGCACACAAACACACGCAAGAUCUACAAGGAAAGACAGCGUGCAAUAGCAUACGAGAAGGGGGGAAUCCCAACGUUGCAUUCAGGCCAGGGGAAAAGAAAACAGGAGGGGAAGGAAAAACGUGUUACAGAUGCAAUGGCAGUCACGAUCCCUCAACCUGCCGUUUCAGGCAAGAAAAAUGCCAUUCAUGCGGAAAAAUAGGCCACAUUGGGCGGGCAUGUCGCAAUGCAAGAAAGCAAAGUGAUCAGAAAGCAAAUAAAAAGGAAAGGGGCCGCAGCAGCAGUAAUAGGGCACCCAGUGGGAGUAGUCACUCACACCAUGUCAGUGUCGAUUCAGAUGACGAUGAAACAGCAGAUGCAGAGCAAGCUUUUUCAAUGUACAGUAUAAAGGACAGACAUUCAAAAGUAAAACCAAUUACAGUGGACAUGGAUGUUCAUGGAGAAAAUGUGAAAUUUGAAGUUGACACUGGUUGUAGCAUUACAUUAAUGAACGAGUCAGAAUUCAAUGCAAAGUGGAAAAAUGGGAAAAAGCCCAAGAUGGGGGAAACCAGUCUGAAAUUAAAAACAUAUACAGGGGAAGACAUAAAGGUGCUGGGAGUAGCCGAUGUCAAGGUGAAUUAUCAAAACCAAUGGAACAACUUGCCCCUCUACGUAGUGAGUGGCACUGGACCCAGUCUGCUGGGCCGAAGCUGGCUAGAACAGUUGAAGUUGAACUGGGCAGAAAUUCACAACAUGAAAGUAGCUGGGGGAGAAAGGCUGACCGUGGAGCAGGUGCUGGCACAUCACGAAGAUGUAUUCAAAGAUGAGUUGGGGACGUUAAAGGGUGUCAAAGCAACCAUUAACAUUGUGCCAGGUGCUGUACCAAGAUACUUCAGGCCCAGGCAGAUCCCUUUCGCCAUGCGCCCCAAAGUGGAGGCCGAAAUAAGCCGCCUCUUAAAGGACGAGAUAAUCACACCUGUCAAACACUCAGACUGGGCGUGUCCUGUUGUACCCAUAUUAAAGCAAGAUGGGUCAAUUAGGCUGUGCGGUGAUUACAAACUCACCGUAAAUCGAGUGUCCCUUCUAGAACAGUACCCAAUCCCGAAAAUUGAAGACCUGUUCACAGCCUUGGCGGGAGGCCAGCAGUUUUCAAAAUUAGAUAUGAGCCACGCGUACGCCCAGAUUCUGAUGGAUGAGGAUUCUAAGAAAUACCUCACAGUGAACACGCACAAGGGUCUUUUCGCAUACAACCGCCUCCCUUUCGGCGUUUCCUCCGCUCCGGCCAUUUUCCAAAGAACGAUGGAGGGCUUACUGCAGGGCAUACCAAUGGUGGCUGUGUACCUGGAUGACAUUCUUGUCACGGGUCUAAAUGCUCAAGACCAUCUCAAGAACUUGAAUGAAGUGUUGGGACGCUUGGAGGAGGCAGGCUUGCGUCUGAAGAGGUCAAAAUGUGAGCUCCUGAAAGACGAAGUAUGUUACUUAGGACACAAGGUGAAUGCACAGGGUUUGCACCCAAUGAAGUCCAAAGUCAAAGCAAUCAGUGAGGCCCCGGCACCAUCCAAUGUCUCAGAGCUCAAAGCUUACCUAGGCCUGCUAAAUUAUUACAAUCGAUUUCUCCCAAAUCUGUCCACACUGCUUGCCCCGAUGCACCAGCUGCUUAGGAAAGAUGAAAAAUGGGUGUGGAAAACUGAGCAAGACGAAGCGUUCCAUAAGUCCAAGGAACUCCUUCAGUCAGCUGAUGUGCUAGUGCAUUACUCUGCAGACAAGGAGCUAAUUUUGGCAUGUGAUGCAUCUCCUUACGGGGUGGGUGCUGUCUUAUCACACAGGAUGCCUGAUGGGGCAGAGAGGCCGCUUGGGUUUAUGUCAAGAACCCUUAGCUCCGCAGAGAAACGGUACUCUCAGUUAGACAAAGAGGGAUUGGCUGUUAUUUUCGGCAUUCAAAGAUUCCAUAAGUACCUAUAUGGGCGGAAGUUUACGAUCACAACCGAUCAUAAGCCUUUGAUUACACUCUUCCAUGAAAUGAAACCUGUACCCCACAUGCUCUCACCCAGAAUCCAGAGAUGGUCGGUUCUUCUCAGAGCCUACGAAUACAAGAUCAUCUACAAGCCUGGGAAAUUCCACAGCAAUGCCGAUGGGCUCAGCAGACUGCCGGUUCCAUCCAAGCAGAAGGAGGAGGAGACACCUGAGCGGGUGCUGAUGUUGGAUCAGGUGGAUGAUAUACCCAUCAAUGUGGCCCAGGUCAGAAAAUGGACGUCCAAAGAUGUCAUACUGUCCCGAGUCUAUAGUUACAUUCUGAGUGGGUGGCCACUGGUACAAGAUUCAGAGCUCAUGCCAUACUACAGCAGGCGAAUGGAGCUGAAUGCGCAAGAUGGGUGUAUCCUCUGGGGAGCGCGAACUGUGAUUCCUCCACCAGGACGGACAGCACUCUUGAAAGCGCUCCACCAGUCGCAUCCAGGCAUGUGUCGCAUGAAGGCGCUGGCCAGGUCUUACAUGUGGUGGCCACAGAUGGACCAGGAAAUAGAGAAAAAAGUGAGUAAGUGCCAAAAAUGCCAAGAGAAUAGAAAAGCACCACCAAAUGCACCACUGCACCCAUGGGAGUGGCCGGAGAGGCCAUGGUUGCGCAUCCAUGUCGACUACGCAGGGCCAUUCUUGGGGAAAAUGUUCCUGAUAAUCGUUGACGCUCACUCCAAGUGGUUGGAGGUUUACCCCACAAAUGGCAGUACAACCCAAACAACCAUCGAGAAGUUACGCCAGUGCUUUGCAGCUCAAGGCCUUCCACAGAUACUGGUCUCCGACAAUGGCAGCUGCUUUACAAGCUCAGAAUUCUGCCAUUUCAUGGCUCAAAAUGGCAUUCAGCAUAUAACAUCGGCCCCAUUCCAUCCCUCCUCAAACGGGCUGGCCGAACGAGCAGUGCAGACUUUCAAGGAGGGAAUGAAGAAAAUGGAAGGGGGCAGCAUUGAGGCACGGGUUUCCAAAUUCUUAUUUAGCUAUCGCAUUACACCACAGACCACUACUGGGCUAUCACCAGCCGAAAUGCUGAUGAACAGGAGGCUGAGGUCUGCCUUUGACCUGUUAAAACCAGACAUUAAGUCCAAGAUCGAGCACAAACAAAUGAAACAAAAGGAGAACCAUGACAAAACUGCUCGGCUGAGAAGAUUUGGGACUGGGGAUGCUGUGUACGCCAGGAAUUAUGGCCUGGGACCAAAAUGGAUACCUGCUACUGUAGAGUCACCAACGGGCCCUGUGUCCUACACUGUCAUCCUGGGUAAUGGCCAACGCAUGAGGAGACAUGUUGACCAGGUGAGGGCUCGUCAUCCUGAGUCGUCACUGACCGUGGAAAGGACACCAGAACUUCCAGAGGCUCGCUCACCAGACGACGAGCCUGAAACAUCUUCAUGCCAGCCAGAGACAGCGCCGUCACCUCCUGGCCAGGUGAAUCUGCAGGGUUCCGCGCCCGGACGACCAGACUCGCCUGCAGCCCCUUCAGCUGAGCUGCGCCGAUCCACCAGGGAUCGGGUGUCACCUCGAUACUUGAAAGACUAUGUUAGCUAGCAGUGAGAUCAUGUUGAAGAAAAGGCAAGAAUGCGCCUUAUGAUCUCACGGAAGACAGGCAGUCUACCCUGUACUUCCUAGAUUAAAUAAAAAAAAAAAGUUGAUGUUUACAUACCGUCAAGAUAGUGUUUUCAUGAACUAGUUUAAUUCAUGAUCUUGUUACCUCUAAAUCUUGGCCUCGUUAAAAUCUAUGAUUUGUUACAGUAAGGUGGGUAUGUUACGUAUUUUUGCAUUUUACUCUGACAUGUAUUUCUAUCUUAACAGUGGGGGAGUGUAGUAAUCCCGUAGGUUUACUAGAAGUCCCCUAGGGGGCACCGUAGGAUUACCAUGGACGUUUGUAGUCUGUAACAGGCUUGCCUACGCCAGUUCAAUGUAACCACACGAUGACUGUAAGUUGCCCUGAAGUUCUCUGAAGAUAAAAGAACCAAA
Messenger RNA from Engraulis encrasicolus (European anchovy), 4461 nucleotides. RefSeq lists its product as uncharacterized. Gene Ontology annotation, molecular function: zinc ion binding; nucleic acid binding. Bases 7 to 4032 code for a protein of 1341 amino acids. Gene Ontology annotation, biological process: DNA integration. NCBI's taxonomy places the organism in Eukaryota, Metazoa, Chordata, Actinopteri, Clupeiformes, Engraulidae. The record is from RefSeq and is a predicted model, not a curated record. The transcript has a single exon.